AACGAAAUAUUUUCUGCAUCUUUUUCCAGAAUUCAGUCAGGUGUUUGAACUUGAUGAUGAUUCUCUGGGUAACAAGGUAUACCUUACGAAUGGUUAUACUCAAAUACCGUGUGACGUAGUACCAUACCGUAGCAACCCCAGUCGACUCGUCUGCGUGACCAGGCCUGGUGAGGUAGGCUUGUUUGAAGUGAUUGUGGAGGUGGAUGGAACACAGAUACCAGAAUGUACCGGAAGAACUCGUUAUUGCCAGUUUGAAUAUAGAAAUGGCAACAAUCACGAGAAAUUGACGCAGAUUACCUCAUAUGCAGGACCGGUUGGCUCAAGCACAACUACCUUAGGGAGGUAUUACACUAACGUAUACGAAAACGCUGCCAGUUCUCUGUCUGACGUCACCAACGCUUUAUACAUAGUCCAAAUAACCUGGGGACCUUACAAAUGUAAUCCUAUCGAUGGCACAACAGGAGAACCAAUACGCUUGGAAUACCAGUACGAGGAUACUGUUGCUUGGGUUUAUGUUGCCUGCUCUCCAGAGACGAAUGUGCCGGGAUCUUAUCCGUUGGUGGUGCAGAUUUCUCAUGAUCAUGGUAAUGCAUAUGCUCCUAGUGACACAUAUAUGGUGGAUGGGCAGGGCAAGCGAUAUCACUACCAACAAUACGCAGUGGUCACAAGUAUUUCACCACAGAGUGGGAGUCUAGAGGGGGGUACUCUUGUGACCGUCAAGGGCGAUGGUUUCCUUCUCGUCAAUGAUGUCCUCGUGGGAGGUGAACCCUGUGACAUUGUGACUCAAGAGCCACAGAAGAUCACAUGUUCUACAAGCCCAGCUCCUGAGAAUUCGGAUCUCUACCCCGGUGGCAGAGGCCUUUUGUUGGAGUGGUGGGCUGAUCAAACAUCUAAUCAAGGUCUGGAUGACUUUCAUUGGAACACCAGUGAUUCUGUCUACGUUCGUGGAGGAAUAAUAGAUGCAGCAUUUACCGAUGAGGAACCCAAUGAUAACCAGUUUGCUUCACGUCUCUCUGGGUACUUUGCGCCUCCUCAAACUGGAGAUUACACUUUCUAUGUGCGAGGAGAUGAUGUAGUUGAUUUGUGGCUUAGCAAUUCUUCCAACCCUGAGAAUGCGGUCAAGAUAGCGUACUCAGAGAGGAAAACAAACACAUUCUUUGUCAGCGAUAGUCAACGAUCUCAUAAGCUGACCUUGGAUCAGGAUCGACUGUACUACCUGGAGGCCCGUCAUUAUGAUUACAGUUCCGCUUCCAACAUAGAGUUGGGUGUAGGUCUGCACAAGACCACUUGGACGGAGAAGGAUGUGGCUCGAGCCAGUAAUGACGUGCAGUUGAUUGAGACUGUGGCUGAUUCUAACCCAGAAGUACAGAUUAUCAGGGUGUCUGGCCAAAAGGAAGUCCAGUUGAUAAAUAUUGACAUCUCAUCGUGUGAAACAGAAGAUUGCGUUCUCACAGGCUUCACAGUAGCAUAUGAUGGAGUCUCGGCAGAUUUCACCAACUUAAGUACGAGUCAAGAACUUGAGGAUGCUCUCAACAGCCUAUCAACCCUAGAGACAAACCAAGUCGUGGUCACUCUGGAUGAAGGUGAUACGUUUCUCAACUUCACAGUGUGUUUUACCCAGGAAGAGAGUGUGUCUGAAUUGAUUGCUCUGACAUACACCGGCGACAAAACCGUUUCCAUCACGGUGGAUGAAGUAUCUGAAGGGACAGCGGGAGUGGCACCGGAUGAAUUCACCAUCACUUAUGCCGGAAUUCAGUCUACCCCAUUAUCGUUCUCCUCUUCUGCUCAAGAGGUGGAGGAUGCUCUGGUAGACAUGACUGGGUUUCGCUGCUCCCCAGAACUGGACCCCGACUUCUAUUACUUUUUCCAGGACUAUGAAUCCGAUGAGUAUGACACCAGGGAAUAUGGUGAGCGUGUGAGGGGCCAGGAAGCGUAUUGUGGCAGAACAUCGCUCAAGAACCCACAAUAUAUCUUCAGAGAGAGCAGGACCCCUUCGUCCGAUGGGGAUACCAAGGGAAGAUUUGACAUCUCUAGCAAUAAAGAGUUGUGUUUUGGCAUCCGAGGUUCAGGAUUUCGAGGUAGAUUCCAGGUGCGAUAUGUCGUGCAUUCCAGGGAUCCGUCUGAUGACAGUGUCUCCUAUAUCAAUAAAUGGAUUGCCUUCUUCAAUGACGAGGAAGAGCCAUCAAACACAUGGGAACGGCGUUGCUUCAACCUCUAUGACAUUGCCAAUGAUGAUGAUGAUUAUGAUUUAAACAACUUUGUCUACGAGGCAUAUAGAAUACAAAUAGAUUAUGAUCCAGAAUAUGAGUGCUAUGUUGAUUAUGUAUCCAUCGGCCGUAAAACAAGUGGGAGCUCAGCUGAGAUUCAAAGGAACCCCAGUGCAAGGCCCAAUAACAUCUUCGUGAUAGACAUAGAUGUGGAUCUGAUCGAAGGGAACGCAGGCAAUGCAUAUCGCAUUACCAUGAUCGGCGAUCACUGCAGCUACGAUUUCCCUCUGUUUGAGAUCACCAGUGCUGAUGUGGUGACGGAGGAUGAUGAUAAGGUGGUCUAUGGAUCCAGUGGAUGGCCUGAGGGUAGCAACAUAGCGGUAGAACGAGAGCAGGCAGCCACACCUCCUGUUGCCGGGAGCUUUGACCUCCAAUUUGAUGGCAAAACAGCCACAGGAAUCGAUGCCAUGGUUACGGAGGAGAGGUUAAAGCAAUAUCUGGAGGUGGAGCUGAUAACCGGGUUUGUGAAAGUGACAAGGUUAGGUUUCUGCUCUGCAUACUCCUGGCAAGUAGAGUUUACUGGGAAUGGUGGCAGUCAACCUCUGAUUACUGUGCUAAGCCACACCCUCACCAAUGAGCAGUCUGGAGUGGAUCUUCAAGUCACAAAGCAGAUGGACGGACAUCUUUUCCUGAACCCCAUCCCUGGAGAGUUUCUGAGGACCCCUCACGACAAACCGCAGGUUCAAGUACGAGCUAAGAAGUUGCUAGCCUCCUGCAUUGGUGACUGUUCAUUUGAGUACACUAAUGAGGCCACGCCCACCUUGUCAUCAAUCACACCUACUGAAGGUUCAUCCACUGACAGCACAGCAAUCACCAUUACUGGCUCCAUGUUCAGUACCGAGUCGUCUGAGAAUACCAUCACUAUCAAUGGAGUUACCUGUGAGGUCAUGGCAUCAACCGAUACUGAAAUCACCUGUAAUGUAGGACAGUCACCUGCUGAGGAGUACGAGGUCAAAGUUCAGGUCCUUGGCCUAGGAUUGGCUUCAACCCCAAAUGGUGCUGUCAGUUUCAUCUAUACAUUUGAUUUGACAUCAGUCAGUCCCUCUGUAGGGAGUACUGCAGGUGGAACAGUUGUAACUAUCAAUGGACAUGGCUUCGGUGACAACAUGGAGGUCACAGUAGCAGGCAGAGUUUGUGAUAUCAUCUCUGUGUCUUAUGCUAUUAUUACAUGCAAAGUUCAGUCCAGCAGUGAAGGAAAUGAUACUUCAGUGAACGUGUUCAUACCAAAUGGUGAAUCUGCCAGUCUAGACAAUGUGUUCACACUGACAGAAAACAUCACACCAACCAUAUCAUCUAUCAGUCCAACUGUAUCAAGUGUAACAGGUGGUUCCGAUCUGACCAUCGUAGGAACCAAGUUUGGUGAUUCGGGUGCGAGCGUGGAUGUUGGAGGAAAGGAAUGCAAGAUUUCAUCUCAAAGUGACACCGAGAUUGUCUGCGUUCUGCCUAGUCAUACUUAUGGUGCUCAUAAUGCCUUUGUCAGCAUUGCUGGGGUUGGUUAUGCCAAGAAAGCGUCUGAGGAUGUGAACUUAGCAGUGAGCUAUGCUCUGGUUGUGACCGGUGUGUUUCCACAAUCGGGAUCCCUGUUCGGAGGUACAACGGUUACCAUCACCGGGGGAGGAUUUGGGACAUCUGCAGAUGACGUUGAGGUGUUGAUCGGAGACGAGGCCUGUGCGCUUAGCAUGGUAGCUGAUGACCUCAUGACCUGUGUGAGCCCACAAGUCAACUCUCAUCACACGAUUAGCCAUCUUGGAAAGCAUGAAACCUAUGGGAUCGGUUAUGCCUGGGAUCCCCCUAAGCUCGACAUAGCAGCAGGAGAUAUAGUUACAUGGACAGCAAUUAUACCCAUGUAUGUCAGUGGCAUCAAGUACUCUGUCCAUCAAACAUCCAGUGCAGCAGACACUUUGUAUGAUGGCUCCGGUUUCAACAGCGGACCAUUUGGCACUGCGGGUAAAUUCUCCUACAAGUUUGAUGCCCCAGGUACGUACUACUACUCCAGUGAUCCUGUCAACUAUGAGAAUCCAGAUGAUCCUAUCUACAUGACGGGUAUCAUUGUAGUCAGUUCCAGGACAUCCACCACGCUACCUAUCACAGUAACAGUUACUGGAUAUGAGGCUGAAAACGAUCUAGAUUCAGGUGUGGCUGAUCCUUCAUCAGGAGGAGUUUGUCCAGGAGAUACUACCGCCAUCGAAGGAUGCACCGAUGAUGGAGGAGAUACCAGCUCUGAGGACGUCUUCACAUUUACCUACUCCACCUGCCACACGCCAACCGUGAGCAUGAUCAGUCCCAACACCGGAACAGAAGGAGCUCUGCUUAACAUCACUGGAACGGGAUUGAGCAGCAUGUCCUGCCAAGUUGAGGUCUUGGUCGGGACCCAGUCAUGCAGUGUUGAUUCGGCAUCGUCCACUUUAGUCCAGUGUAAUGUAGAAGCCGGAGACGUCUUAGAGACGGGGGUCCUGCAGGGAGUGUCUGUUAACAUCAAGAACCUUGGAUUUGCGCAGAUCUUGCCGAAGGUCCCUGUGCAGCGCUCUUUUGUUCUUUUCUCUCAAGUGGAUACGGUGUCACUCCAGCAGGGAUCGAUUGCCGGUGGAACUGAGAUACUAUUCUCAGGAUCUGGUUUCUCGUCAGAGCCAGUGGUUACUAUGGGAGGUCUUGGAGGUGCACCUUGUACCAUACAGGAAUCUAGCUACACCUCUUUCAGUUGCAUUACAAGUCCUAAUCAAAAGGGUGCAUACCAGAUAGAGGUCCGUGUGGGCCAAUUUGAAAGCGAAUGGAACACACCUGAUCUCAUGAUCUUCAAUUACAAUGAUGAAAGCACACCUGUAGUGACAUCCUUUACCUCAGCCAAUGCCGUUGUUUAUGGGGCAAGCACUGUGAUCAAUUUCAAUGGUUCCUUUCUUAACACGAAUGAUACUGGUCUCAUUACAAUUGACAUCGGAGGCACUGAUUGCCUUGUCAACCAGACUAGUGAUGCCUCUGUUGUGUGUGAUGUCAGCUAUGUUCCUGUUGGUACCCAAACUAUUUCCUUCCACAUUGCUGGAUUUGGUAACGCUCAGUUUGAAUCUGGAAACACUGUAUGGAGUUCCAAGACACUAGACAGCAUUGACCCAUCCUCGGGAAGUUUGGAGGGUGGACAGACCGUCACCAUCGCUGGCAAUGGCUUCGUCGCGGAGGAAAUCCAGGUCUUGAUUGAUGAUAGUCCAUGUGAAAUCCAAUCACUCACACUGUCCCAGAUCAUAUGCAUUACACCACCCCGUGCAGAGGGAUCUGAAACAGUGACCGUCACAAGCGGUUUGCACACCUACACCACUCUCAUUUACAAAUACACGGCUGCUAUGACGCCCAUUGUGUCAUCGUUGUUGCCAUCAACCGGCCAAUCGGGCGACACCAUCACAAUAACGGGGACUGCUUUCUCUGAUGAAGCAUCUGAAGUGACAGUAAUCAUUGAUUUUGUGGAGUGUAACGUCACGUCUUCAUCGGUUACAUCCAUUGAGUGCACCACUGGUAGUCAUUCUGCUGGAACCUAUGACCUGGAAGUCCAUGUCAGUGGAAAGGGGAUUGCCACCAGCAGCGUGACAUUUGAGUACUCUCUUAAUCUGGAUUCUGUCACCCCUAAUGAAGGAAGUUUUGGAGGUGGGCUCACAUUAACAAUCGGUGGCUCAGGUUUUGAUGAGACGACUACGGAAGUUUAUGUCUGUGAUAAUCUGUGUCUCAACACGUUGGCCACCUCAUCAUCCAUCAUGUGUGAGGUUCCACCAAACUUUGAUGAAGCUGAUGAAUUGGUGUGCGAUGUCAGGAUCAGUCUUGCGAGCGGGUCACAGGACAAUUCCACGGGUGCAUUCACCUACAAGAGGUCAUUGACCCCAACCAUCACUUCUGUAGAGCCCCAGAGGGGAGGAACGGCAGGAGGUACAACAGUCACCAUCGAUGGAACCGGCUUCCUUUCAUCAGGUAACCAUCAGGUCACCAUAGGAGGGACAGAAUGCAUCAUCGAUACAGAGUCAGAGACCCAGAUCGUCUGCGUGACAGAGUCUCAUCAGAACGAGAUGACAGAGGUCAAAGUUGAAGUAGGGUCACAAGGAGCAGCCCUUGCACAACAGGGAGUAGCAGACUACUUCUACAUAGAUGUCUGGUCCUCAAGGUUUACAUGGGGUGGAGAUGACCCCCCUGGUGCAGGCACAUUUGUUACCAUCUCGGCGGGGCAGACCAUCCUGCUGGAUACGGAUACACCUGUCCUCAAGAUCUUACUCAUCGAUGGGGGCUCGCUGAUCUUUGAUGAAAAGGACGUUGAGUUGAAAGCAGAGUAUAUUAUCGUCACCAACGGAGGCCACCUUAGCGUAGGAACCGAAGAGGAGCCGUUCCAACACAAGGGCAUCAUCACACUCUAUGGCAACGUCCGGUCUACAGAACUGCCAUUUUAUGGCGCUAAAGUCCUGGCUGUUCGUAAUGGCACUCUUGACCUGCAUGGUCAACCUGUACCCAUCAUGUGGACACACCUCUCAGAGACCAUUGAUCCUGAGGAUACUGACAUCUCCCUUAUGCGACCUGUCACAUGGAACGUGGGUGACCAGAUAGUGAUUGCAACCACAGGAGGGCGCCUUGACAUCGACCAGAAUGAGGUCGUUACUAUUACAGCUGUUUCUGACGACAAUAUGACCCUGACCGUCGAUCCUCCCAUCGAAUACCAGCACAUCUCUAUCGUUCAGGACAUAGCGGGUGUAAUUCUAGAGACAAGGGCCGAGGUUGGUCUCUUGACUCACAACGUGGUAGUGAGAGGCAAUGUCAACGAGGAUUGGACAGAGGAGAUUGAAGCUUGUGAGGCACCUUUCGAUACUGGUAUGUUUGAUACACAGACUUGUUUCCUUGGUCGUUUCGGGGAAGAGACAGCAAGCGAUCAAUUUGGCGGUCACAUCAUGAUAUUUGCCAGGGAGAUGGACGCCAACCUUGUCCACGGAUACCUGGAGUACGUAGAAUUGACUCAUGUGGGACAAGCUUUCCGACUUGGACGAUACCCGAUUCAUUACCACAUGAAUGGCGAUGUCUCAGGGUCAUACGUUCGUGGCUGCAGCGUCCAUCACACAUUCAACAGAGCAGUAACGAUCCAUGGUGUACAUAACCUCUUGGUAGAGCAUAACGUGGCCUACAACAUCAUGGGCCAUGCUUACUUCAUGGAGGAUGGCAUAGAAACCAAUAACACCAUCCAGUAUAACCUGGCUGUCUUUGUCCGUUCGAGUAACAGCCUUCUCAAUGUGGAUGUCACUCCCGCAAGCUUCUGGGUGACCAAUCCCGACAACUACGUCCGCCACAAUGCCGCGGCUGGCGGAAGCCACUUUGGCUUUUGGUACAACAUGCCUGAGCAUCCGGGAGGCCCUUCGUUCACCACAGAGGUGUGCCCUAGACAUGUGCCACUCGGGGAGUUCAACAACAACACAGCUCACUCUUUUGGGUGGUAUGGACUUUGGGUGUUUCCUAAAUACCAUCCAAAGGUGACGGGAGGAUGCAAUGAUUUCGAAUCUACACCUGCUGUCUUUGCCAAUUUGACCGUUUGGAAUACAGAAAGAGGAGCUGAAGUUGUUGAUUGUGGAGCUGUUCAACUGCAUAACUUUGUCACCUCAGACACUGAACAGUCAGGAUUGGAAUACCAAAAGGUAACGAGUAUACAGUGGCUGGGUGAUGACGGGGCAGAAGGGGCCCUCAUCAAAGAUAGCGUUGUCAUCGGGAGGAGUGAUGGAAUAUCAGGGACAGGUGAAAAUGCUUCCUGUACCAUAGGUGGUUUUGUGUCUCCACAGAGCCAUUUCGUGACCCUGGAUGGUGUCAAGUUCAUCAACUUUGACCGGGACACCUGUGCCACCUUAAGAGCAUGCAGCAAGUGCAGAUUUGAGCAAGGAGGUUUCACGACAAGGUUCCGAAACAUGGAGUUUGCUAAUGCUGAUAACAAAGUAGGUUUCCAGUGGCUGUAUGAGGCAGUGUUUGAAGAUAUGGAUGGCAGCUUGUCAGGCACAGAUGGGGCUACUAGCAUAACACCAGUCAACGACAACCUCCCUGAUGAUCACUGUACGAAGGAUGAUUCAGCAUAUAACUUUGGUUCUGUGCCUGGUGCCGUGUGUGAUUCUAGCAUUGCGCUCCACCGCUUUUCAUUCAACCAUGCUGUCCCCGAAUCACUUCUCUACGAGGAUGCCAUCUUCACCAACGCUCAUGGAGCUACUCCCGUCAACUACCACAAGAAGAGGAUCACUCAUCCGAAGGGUUGGAUGGUGACGCUCAUAGAUGGAGAGACCUACAUCAUGUCAUUCCUAACUAACGAGCAGCUCACAAACAUUUCAUACACCGGACGUUUUGAUGACUUUGAGGAUGGAGAUUAUGUAUUGAUCUCUCAUAAUCUGACCCAGAAAGUGGACAAGGUUUCAGUGAUAGGAGAGAUCAGGAAUUCUACAGAGACCUUAGUGACGUAUGAAGACAACGAGAAUGGGGAUUACUACAUAGAUAGUUUGACAAAUGAUUUGACGUAUAUGAUAUCUGGGAAGGGGCUUGAUACGCCAGUAAACAUCGAGGUGGACCUGGAUGUGUAUCGUUGUUACUUUGAUGAUUGCAUCCCGCCGGUGCCUGAAGCGCCUCCUACUGGUCGACCGGAGGACCUUCUUUAUUGGUCUAACCCAGAUGCAUGGGCCAACGUGACUGAGGGAUGGGGUGGAUAUGGAGGAGGAGUGCCUCAGGAUGGUGAUGAUGUGCAGAUCUUACCAGGACUAUACAUCAUUGCGAAUGACAGCCUCCCCGUCAUGAACAAGCUCUUCAUCUAUGGAACCUUGGAGCUGGCCGAUGUCAGGGACUUUACUCUGAGAGCCACCUACAUCCUCAUACAGGGUGGUCAUCUGGUCAUCGGUGAGAGUGAAGCAAUGCCCUUCAUCCACAAUGUCCACAUCAUUCUGGAAGGCAAUCAUAACACACCAGACCUACCACUGACUAGUGAUCUCAAUCUUGGCUCAAAGGCACUUGGUAAGUCAUUCUGGAGGGCAAUCAUAAUCAUUCUGGAGGGCAAUCAUAACACACCAGACCUACCACUGACUAGUGAUCUCAAUCUUGGCUCAAAGGCACUAGGUGUAUUUGGAGUCCUGGAUCUUCAUGGUAAAGCUCCUGAGGUCACCUGGACGCGUCUUGCGAUGACCGUCAGUCCCGGAGACAACUCCAUCUCGUUAGAGAAGGACACAAACUGGAAAGUUGGAGACGAAAUCGCCGUGGCAACCACAGAUUACGAGACCUGGCACACGGAGACCUUUGCUAUCCAGGAGGUCACCGAUGCAAGGACGUUUGUCCUUAAUGCCACAUUUCAGCAUCUACACACAGCUGCAACUGAACAUGAGAAUACCCAAAAUCAGUACAGAAUUGCAGCUGAAGUUGGACUCUUCACGAGGAACAUCGUCAUCGAGGGUGCAAGCUAUGAUGGCAUAUUUACAGAGUUGUUUGGUGCUAGGGUGUUGGUUGGAAGUUUUUAUCAAGAUCAGGAUUUCUUUCAAGGGAGAGCCUACAUCUCCAAUGUUCAGUUUAAGCACACCGGACAGGAGGGUUAUGUCGAGAGCUACGAUCCUCGUUUCUCAGUGGCCUUCCUUGACCUCCGUGACCCCUUCUUUAAUACGUUGCCAUCGUCAUUGACUGGUUGUAGCUUCCAUCAUGGAUUCAGUACAGCCAUUGGGGCCUACAGCUCAAACAAAUUGAUCAUCAAGGAUAACAUUGUUCAUCAUACUAUUGGAGCAGGCAUCAUCAUCGAGGGAAGUGAAGAUAUCCUCCUAGAGCACAAUCUGGUGAUGCUAUCCAUCUCCAAGGCAACGUACCAAGACCGCUGGCAGGUGGAGAACUUAAACUGGUUUGGCAGCAUUACAUUUGACUCUGCAGACAAUCUUGUGAUGCGUGACAAUGCCGUAGCUGGUUCAGAGAAAGCAGGCAUCAUGAUGGAUGGAGAAGAGUGUGGGGUAGACUCUCGAUUCAGUCAGAACGUUGUACACUCGGCCUUACAGGGUGUGAUGUUGUUUAAAAGGAGCCAGCCACAAUGUUCCUCAGUGGCUAAUUUUCUCAUAUAUCGCUGCUAUCACUAUGGCAUAUAUGUCCAGAUUAAUUCCGAUCUUCAUGUGACCAACGUGACUCUAGCAGAUAACAAGAAUGCCAUCUGCCCGAUGUUCUACAGUCCACACGCCCUGACCCACAAGAAACAGGACAGACUCUUCCAACUCACUAACUCUGUCAUCAGCGGACAUAGCAGUAGCUUUGACUGUGAUUUGGAUGAGGUGGCCCCUGAAGUAGCUUCCUUUGAGAGCAAGCAGAGAGCUGAACUAACACCAGAAGAGGGCGUGGCUGGUCUUGUCCUCACCACAUACAUGUCUGCUCUGAACGGAGCUGCAUUCUUCGCUUUCAGGAGCAUCCAUAGCUACCCAUCCAUUGGCGGAAACAACCAAAUCUCUGAUGUGUCUUUCAUCAAUUUUGAUGACCACUGUGGAAGGCAGGGCCGCGUCUUCAUAACAAACGCAUUCAGCGAUGAUGCCACCCACCCGACUGAGGUUCAGAAUAUAAAUCUCAUCUCGACAAGCAAGGAGAGUCUAAUCUUUAUUCACAGACCACCCUUAAAUAAGGUGAACCCAUCGGACUGUGUGGACAUGGACUGUGAUGGUAUGAAGAAGACGCUCAUUCGUGAUCUUGACGGGUCCAUGCUGGGAUCCGUCGGAACGGUCGUCCCGGACUCUGCGUUUGAAUGGGACGGCGAUCAAAGGAGAGGACUUGGAGAUUACCGCAUCCCAAGGAUGGCUCUUACUGAUCAUAUCACUGGCGACCAAAUUGAUAUUGCUGAUAAAGCUCCAAAUAAAGGUAUUGUUGGAACCAGCAGCUCUGACUGUACCUGGACAGAGUCAUGGCAGGCCUUUGAAUGUCACAACCUAGACCACAUGAUGUUCAUGGUAGAGAGCAUGGAUGCUGACACUGAGACACGCAGGAUAUCCCCUGUGGCACUUCUCGCUGACGGCUAUGUGGACCUGAUCAACGGACCUCAGGACCAUGGAUGGUGUCUGGGGUACACCUGCCAGGAAAGGAUCUCCACCUUCAACACCCUGGUAGCCACAGGGUUAGAAUACGAGCUCUACUUCACAGGCACCAAUCCACAGGGACUCAGGCUUUAUUUCUUGAAUGCCGAUGACACACAGACCAUUGUGGUAGGUAUCUGGUAUGCUAAUCCACAAAGACUGGAUGUGUACAGCAACGAUGCCUACAUCCUUCCGAACAACGCUGAAUACGACAACAACAACAGGCUCACCUGGAAGAGGCCACAGACACCCCUCCAGUACCGUCCAACCGUCUCAUCCACCAUCAACGGGGAGAACUACUUUGCCCGAGACCGGCAAACGCUGUACUUGGUGGUGCGUGGCUCAAACAUCGUAGAGAUCAAGACGACCCCUGCUGUGAUCUUGACCUUUGGAGUGCCUUCCAUCGAUGUGGAUGAAUUCUUUGAGGAGAACCUGAGGAGCAACCUGGCCCAACUUCUCAACAUCAGCCCUGAAAACAUCCGAGUCGUGAACAUCAUCCGGGAAGACAGCAGGAGGAGGAGGAGAGCAGCGGGGGAAGCAGCCGUUGAAAUUGAGAUUGUGGCAGGGAACGCAACAUCAGCAAGCAACCAAACUAGUGCUGUGGAGGAGCUCCAUGAGAUUCAGGCUAUUUUAGUGACAGAGCAGCAGCAGGGAAACCUUGGAGCUAACCUAAACAUUACCAUCGACUCCAUGUCGAUGACCGACCCGGUGGAACCACCUGUUGACCCGACUGGUGGGGUCAAGGCUACUAAUGAGACCGGUGGGCCUGCCGAGGGAGAUGAGACAUUUUCUGAGCGACAAUUAGAGGUGGAUGCAGCGAGACAGGAAGAACUGAGCCAACCUGUCGUCUAUGUGACCCCUUCAAAUCUGGUAGUAGGAACCAGUCCUACAGAGGGCAGUGAGUACGCACCCUUCCCAACCCAACCCACGGUCAAAGUCGUAGAUCAAGAGGGUAACUUGGUGACAGCCCUCGGCCAUUCCUCAGACCCCUGGUUGGUGACAGCCACCCUAGCGGUGCGUCCAGCCGGCAGCACCGCGCAGCUCAUUGGCAACGUCACGCUUCCCUUUGAUGAGGGCUGGGCUAACUUCACCAAUCUGGCUAUCACAAAGCAAGGCAGUGGUUACGAGCUGGAGUUUGCCAUCACCCAUCCCCAGAGCACAACCGUCUCUUCUGCCAGGUCCACUGCUUUCCCCAUCACUCCUCGGCAGCUGACUGGAGCCCAAUCUCACAAGACAGGCACGGUGUAUGCCAAUGAAGCAUUCCAGGUUCUGGUUGAGGUCAGGGACGCUGCAUCAGGAGAGGUGGUCACAAACCUGAAGGAAUCGGGGUACAACACAUGGAAGGCUACUGCUUCACUGUACUUGCCAUCUAACUACCGUGGUCAGCUUGCAGGCCAGAAGACCGUGGCUGUUGACCUCUCGACAGGGGUCGCGACCUUCUCUGACCUGGUCCUUGACAUCACUGGCUACGGAUACAUUCUCAGUGUUGAUGUCUUCGCCGUCGACACACAAGAAUAUUCCUUCUCCGUUCAGCUCGAUCCAUUUGACGUCACUGCAAGGGAUGUAGUCCCACCAACUGGAAAAUCUGUUAUGAUCACCCUCCGCUUCGAUACUGAUUAUUCCGUUGUUGAAGGAAAGGAGAGUGCUUUUGUGACUAACUUCAGGAACAAGGUCGGCUACCGUUAUACAAAUGUAUCCCUUUCGGACUUCAAGGUAUCUAAAGGUUCCAUCUUGUUGACCUUCAACAUGGCCGGAGACACGGAGGGCACGGUGGAGGUGCUCUAUGACGACCUUCAGAAUGGUGAUAUCUUUGUGGUCUUUGAAGGAACCACUCUGGAAGCGGAUCCUGUCUUGCUUGUCAAUGGACAGGAACACACCAGGAAGGCCCCAGGAAGCCGUUUCCCUCUCUGGGCGAUCAUUGUUGUUGCAAUCAUUGGUUUCCUUAUGCUGGUCAUCAUCUUACUCGUCAUCUUCUUCAAGUGUUGUCUAAAGAAAGAUUCCAAGAUACAGCAGGUGGAGAGGUUGCCCCUAUCAAUGGUAGAUGGUAUUGAGAACAAGACCUACACUCCAACCAUUGUCAACCACACGUCUCUUGAUGUGAGUCCGACCGGGAGCCGGACUACUCUGCUCACUACCCAAGGGGUGGAGUGGGAUGAGAAGAAAAAAGGUCCCAAACCGAAAUCAAGCAAAGUAGACCGACCCAUGAACAAGCAGGUUCAUUUGUUGGCACAUGAGGGUGACUGUGCUUCCUUAUCUGGUAGCCGAUCACCUAACAGCCCCAGACGAACCCCAGAGAUUGAGGUGACUGCUUUACCUCCAGGAUUCACAGAAGGACAAAUAGAGAGGGAGAAAGAAGAUCGUACCGACAUGCCUGUCAACAUCAAGAACUCUGAUGGAACCUUUCAGAAGAUAGGUCAGGUAUCCACAAACAAAGUGGGCACGCUCAGUGACCUCCGACAUGACCUCAAGAAAUCCCACUCUCUGCCUCCAAAGGUCCAAGAGAAGCCGUUUGUGUUCCUGAAGGUAGAGGAUAUGGCAGACUAUGAGACAUUGGAAGAGAAGCGUGUAUCUGUCUCUGAAGCGUAUGGUUCAACUGGCGGCCUCAUCCUGAUUCGCUGGUACACUGAACAAGAUUCUACUGACCUGUGCGUAUGUGGUCUGGUUGGUCAGUUCCAAUGCUCUCUGUGUGAUAAGCAGUCUUACUGCAGUCCUCAAUGUCAAUCGACCGACUGGCCUCGACACACCAUGCCGUGCUCGGAGUGGACCAAACAAAGAAAGGACAUUAACCAAGAAUAGAAGGACCUUUGACCUUCUGGUUUCCUCUAGAGAUACUGUUCAUCCAAUGUAGGAUGUGAAUGGAAUACCAAGAUAAUAUUAUGAAAACUAGAAUUGAAAAAGCCUGAAGUCUUUCAAUUGAUAUAUUUUUUACUAUUUUUUUAAACCUAUGAUGGCGUAAUCUUGAAUGAUAUUUCAUUUUUCGUAUUGAUAUAUUGAUAUACAGGCAUACCAAGAUAAUACUAUGAAAACUAGAAUAGAUAAAACCUGAAGUCUUUCAAUUGAUAGAUUUUUACUAUUUUUUUCAAACCUGUGAUGGCGUAACCUUGAAUGAUAUUUCAUUUUUCAUAUUGAUAUAUUGAUAUACAGGCAUACCAAGAUAAUACUAUGAAAACUAGAAUAGAUAAAACCUGAAGUCUUUCAAUUUAUAGAUUUUUACUAUUUUUUUCAAACCUGUGAUGGCGUAGCCUUGAAUGAUAUUUCAUGUUCAACUAUUAAAUCUAUUUCAUUGAAAGAUAUGUAUAUAUAUAUGAAAGAGUUGUGAGGCUUUAGAUGAAAGAGAUAUGAAGAUAUAUAUGAAAGAGAUAUGA
Strongylocentrotus purpuratus (purple sea urchin) is the source of this 14691-nucleotide messenger RNA. Its product is annotated as fibrocystin-L. The record is from RefSeq and is a predicted model, not a curated record. Lineage: Eukaryota; Metazoa; Echinodermata; Echinoidea; Camarodonta; Strongylocentrotidae. Bases 614 to 14122 code for a protein of 4502 amino acids. The transcript is spliced from 64 exons.